Molecule: messenger RNA, 5575 nt
Organism: Esox lucius (northern pike)
Lineage: Eukaryota; Metazoa; Chordata; Actinopteri; Esociformes; Esocidae
Product: G patch domain-containing protein 2-like
Exons: 8
Coding region: 519-2117 (532 amino acids)
Source: RefSeq, a predicted model, not a curated record
UCUUCUACUGUCUUCCACUUGCCUUUGCCAAUUCAGUCCUCUGAUUAUUAACCUAAUGGCAAAAGCAUGAGAUGUUACUUUGCACGCGUUCAUGUACAGUUUAAAUGUUUUUCAGCAGUAGCUGUGUGUAAUAGUGUAUGAGUUGUAAAUAGAUUUAUUCGGUAGCCAUUGUGUUAUGCCGAUGCUGUGUUACUAUGGUUAGUGAAUGGAUCACGGAAAUCUGUAAAUGGCCUUAACACAAUGCACUAGAAAAGAAUGAAAUUUAUUCCCAUAACAAUUGAAUAAGAAAAGGUUCCACUUAUAACAAUCAAUUAGCUUAGUGCUAAAUGACAUACACUUCACAAAAUAAUGAAGUAUGCUUAAACAUGGAAAGGUUUUACCUAGGCCUUAUCAAGGUGAAAGGUAUAAGAUUAACACGUUUGUUGUUCAAGUCCAAAUAUGAGUUCAGUUAUGCUUUAAGCAACAUAAGGUAAAACAUCUUCAUAAAGCAUUAUGAUUUAACGGCUGCUUGUCAGUGAAUGCUGAGUGCAGAAAUUCAGACCAGUAGCAUUGUCCUCUUAUCCUUAAGCGAGUGUCAACUUCCACAUACACUUUCUAUUCACCUGCCAAUUGUACUCCAGCAGCUUACCUAUACUCCUUUCCUGUCCUCCAGCAGCAUGAUGGAUGAGCUGGUGCAUGAUCUGGUAUCGGCCCUGGAGCAGACCUCAGAGCAGACCAAGCUGGAGGAACUCUGGGAGGAGAUGGUUCUGAGCCCUCUGCAACAGCGAAGGCAGAUUCGCCGGCGCCGGGGCCGUAAACGCCGCUGUGACUCCUCCCUCCACCCAUUUGAGCAUAGCCGCUGCCUCAGCGAGGCCUCCGAGUCGAGCCUGGAUGAGGCGGCUAAGGACUGUCGGGAGAACGCUGCCCCAGCCCACUCUGCCGGCGCCGCCAACUACAGUGACUCGGACGACAUGGUGGUGGCCAGACGCUGGCCUGCCUGCUCCGGCAACGGCAGCGCCGUCAAAACCAAGCAGCCCUCCUGGCCUGAGUCGGACUCCUUCACUGAGAACACCCCUGGACGGCCGCUCAGGAGGAGGAGGAAGGUCAAACGCAUGACCUCCGAGGUGACAGUCAGCCUGCAGCAGAAGUUGACGGUGUCAGGGGUAGAUGGCGAGCGGGGUGGGAACCACAGGUCGUCUAAGAAGCAGCGCCUUUCCAGGCUGAAGAAAGGGGCCGGAGGCUGGGUGGGAAUGGACAGGAAGGCUGAUGGAUUGGGCAUUAGGGCAGAGGAGUGCUGGAAGGAUACGAUUCCUCUGGUCCUGGAGGCCAAAGAGCAACGAGAGGCAUCUGAUGAGAACAUGUCUGAAGGUGAGACUAGCAGUGUAUGCAGCAGUGACCCAGGCCUAUUCACCAACGACGAGGGAAGACAAGGUGACGAUGAACAGAGUGACUGGUUCUUUGAGGGGGAGUGUGGAGUGGGGGGGGUGGGCUGUCCCAGUCUGCUGCCCGGCUGGGACUCGGACAUUCCCCGUGUGCUGGAGGUACCAGACUCCGCUCCUCCGACCUUCCUCCAGCCUGCCCGGCCCAGUCAGAGAGGGUACCAUGCCCGUCUGAACCGGUUGCCUAGUGUGGCGGCCCGCUGUAUCAGGAAAGGCCGGAGGAGGCUGCCUAGCAAGGACAACAGUUUGUCAGUGUCUGUGGAGAGGAUGAAGCAUUUCUCCCAGGACCCCUACCAAUGGCUGCCGUCCAUUGGAAAGCGAGACCGGAGCCAGUUCAACCCUCUGUGUCCGUUAGCGGUUUAUCCCAUUGACAUGGUGCAAGAAAGCUCCCAUCGGAGAUGCUCCUCUUCCAUCUGCAAACCCAGGCAGACCAACAUCCAUCUGGGACUGCUGUGCACAGGGGACAUCAAGAGGCGGAGGAAGACCACGGCUGUCUCCGUAGCAACGUCAGUGUGCGUCCCCUUCCAUAAGGACGGCCUGGGAGAGGCAGAGGGAUGCAGCAGGGACACCGUCUCUUCCUCCACAUCACUGAGCAUGGAGUCUGAAGGCCCCGCACCCCCCACAUCUGACAAGCAGUACUUCAUAAAGCCUGGGACUUUAUUUAGAUCCAGCCCCCAGAGGGAACAGGAGGAGGACUGAGGGGCCGCAUCACAUUCCCACCCCACCCCAGCUGGAGGGAGUAUCGGAGAGGGAGUGUCGGAAACGCCUGCGGUGGUUGUACAGAGUGGGGUGUGUCAGGAGCAAAAAUGCACAACGUGUCGCUGCUCUCCGAAUAAACAGUGUGCUGCUGGAUCUGGUCUCUCCAACCAGCAUUUAAAGAUGAAAAAAGGUUAAUGCAAUCAAGCCCUGUUAAUCACUCCAUAACCAGCCAUUUUCUGGAAGAUGAAGGCAGUUUGAAGAGCCUCCUUGUCUUGCCACUCCUGACUGCAUGACCUGCCAAGCGGGUCUUCCUGUUUCUUCAAUACACAGUAUCCAGGUCACCUGCCCUUUACUCAGACCCGACAAUUAUGUCUUCUUUGAGCUGCCCUGCAUUUCUCAGCAGGGAAUUAUGGUCAGGGAGGUUUGCUAGUGGUUUGGAGAAGUAGGAGCAACAGGUCUGUUCUGCAGCAUAUAUAUAAACUGACAGAAGAGGAUCAGAAAGUUCCGCUACCCCAUGCUGGUGCAAGGUUCAGAGAGGUGACCACCAAGAAAGAGCAGUUCUCCUAUUAGCAUGGAUUUGAAAAGCUACACUGACUACAAAACCACUCAUUAGCACAACAGAGAGGGUCUGUGGUUGGUUCCUUGGAGGGGCCUCUUUUAUCCCUUCAGCUUACCUUCCAUAUUCAAAUUUCACAACGCAUUCAAGUUCAAUGCACAAUCCAUUUUAAAAACCCGGGUUUUUAGGAGGGAGAGCGCUUGUUUUGUGACUGCUCGGGCUGCUGGAAGGGCGUGCGGGUGGAGGAAGUGGAGAGGAGGGAGGUAAUCAACGCUAAUCUCCACUGCGUUUCAAGUGGCACGUGGAGAGGAGCCCUGGUGACUGUAGCUGGGAUGCUGGGGUUUGACGGGCAGCCCUGGCCUUACCUAGCCAUUCGCUCCAGAUCAAAAGGCUGUGCCGGGGGCACAGGAACAUCAGUGGUUAUAGCGUUCACUAACCACAUGGUACACGGCUCCACAAGCCCUGCAUUAGCGAGCACAGGGUUCUCUGCCAUGCCAGUGUUCCACCCGAUGACACAUCCCAGUCACCCGAUGACACACCCCAGUCACCCGAUGACACACCCCAGUCACCCGAUGACACAACCCAGUUACCCGAUGACACACCCCAGUCACCCGAUGACACACCCCAGUCACCCGAUGACACACCCCAGUUACCCGAUGACACACCCCAGUCACCCGAUGACACACCCCAGUCACCCAAUGACACAUCCCAGUCACCCGAUGACACAUCCCAGUCACACGAUGACACAUCCCAGUCACGUGAGACUCACAAUCACUUUAACCAAUGUCUGAGUGCUCUUUUUAGAUCUGAUAACUUAGUUAUGACGACCAAUGUGGAUAUGGAGGAAGGUAUUGAUUUAUUGGUUUAUCAGUAAUACGAUACAGGAAAUUAAGAGGUGUUUGCUCACAGAGGACCCAAAGUGCAUUUGGCUAGAUAACAAUGUCUCUAAUGCAGUAUAACAAAAACUGGGAUAAUUUUUGACUGGCCACGGUGCCCGGUAAAAACAUGUAUUUUUUUAAUACUUCAGCCAAAAUAUUUGAAAAUUAUUAGAUGCAGGUCAUGUGGACUUGUCCCAGUGUUUGUACGUUUGUGUGUGCAGACAUUAAGACCAACCCAGCCCUGGAGUACCCAUCCAUGGGUAACUGAACACAGAGGUACUCCCAGGGAAUCCCAGCGCUGAUGGAUCACAAUUUAACAUGUCAUAUCAGAAUAUGCUAAUGCCCGCCCUGGAGAGGUCCCUGUCGCUGAUUCUUUUUCCUUCACUCUGUGUUUUUGUGCCUAAGGAACUGACACAUGGGGAAACAAAGUUCAGAUCAAGUUUUGUCAGGGGAAAGGCCUUACCUCCCUCCCUCCAUAGUAAUUAGUGUUCACCGUGGUGAUGUCUUAGCCAGCCAACCUCCAAAAUAAAUUUCCGAUGGCCAGGCAGGCAGGAAGUGGAGAGAGAGAGCGGGUACGUGCAUCCAGUCAAUUGCCCUGUUACAGUUAAGGAAUCCAGCGGGCUGGUACCACUCAUAUUUCAUCCUGGGUAAAGAUUACCUGUCAGGCCCACGGGAGAUGUAUUGAUCUGUUUUGCUUUUUCCGGCAGCAAUCACCUGACAAAGGCACCUAGGAGGCGAGUGAAUGAGUGAUGCCCAGCCCAUGUCCUCCAGUGAGGGGCUUCCAUGAGUUGGUCACCAAACAGGGGAUGGGACUGGGGGGUGGAGAGGAGAGAUAAUGUAGUCAUAAACUCUUCAUGAACCUGCUCCCUGAGCGAGCAGGACAGGUCCACAUCUCCAUAGGUCAUCAGUGAACACAUUGUCUGGGACGCUUUUUUUGAUCAGUUAUAUUUUCCUCCCCCCAUAAAGUAUUAAUUGAUGUCGGAAACACAGACAUUACAUAUGCUGAUUGCUGGCGUAGCUCUGGUGUUGGGUUGCCUCUGUCAGUCCCUGCUGACAAAUAGAUUUUGUGGGUCACCGAGGUUGGCUGUUGUGGAAUUGCCUCUUGAGAAUGGCAUUAGUGAUCCCAUCAACAGGAACUGGAAUGUUUAGAAGUGAUCUGUAUUGUUUGUUUCUUGGUGUUCAGGCACUAAUUUAUCCACAGGAUCCCAGUACUUCUGGUUGGUCACAGGUUCUGUCCUGAGUCAGUGGGUUCGGUACUGCACUAUCAACAGUCAACAUUAUUGUACAUUAUCCAUCCUGUAUUCUUGGCAGCUUGAAGAGACUGCUAUUUUUGCCUUCUUCCAUGGAUUUCCAGAAUGUUGAUACCCUCCAUGAAACCUUAAAUGUAAACAUAGUGUUGAUUACAUUGCACUCAUAUUGUAUGCUAUAAAAUACAAAGGUCCAUGGAUAAUGGUAUAUAGAUGUGUACAGUAUUAAGUAUGUAAUCCCAAUUACUUCGAUGCUAAGUGCUAAAUGAAUAUACUGUCUUCAUUAAAUCUGCAGUUUUUGUUACAAGGAUUUGCAACUAUAUCACUUUGACAUCGUUGUAGGCAGCUAUCCCAUAUGACAAAUAGCAUCUUAUCUUGUAAGCUGUUAUCUUUAUAUUUCCAAGCAUGCCUUUCCUAAUUGCUAUGAAAUGUAUCUAUGGAGAAUUGUUAUUAUUAUCCUUAGAAAGCCUGUGCUGAGUGUUUUUUCAUGUUAGAUUGCAGUAUUUAUGUAGUUGUUAGAUAAACCUAUGUUAUUCUGUAUUUAUGCCAGUUUUUUCAUCCCAUAGUGAAAUGUUCAAUUUAGAUGAGAAAAGUUCUAGUAAAAUGUAAUAACAGUAAGAAAUUAUGUACUGUGUAAUCAUAAGGUAAUCAUAGUGUAUAUUAAUGGGCAUUGUCUAUCACUGUCUGUCCUCAGCACUCAAUGUUCAUGCCUUUCAAAUGUAUUCAUCCCAAAGCCUAGAACUGACUUUGUGUUCAUUAAAUGCAUUCUUAAUCAAA